AGUAAUAUAUUUAUUAUUUUUAAGAUUUUUUAAUAUAAAUCAACUAAUUAAUUAAACUAUUUUAAUUAGAUGAAUAUCAACAGAUGGCCAAAUAUGUCUGUGAUCAAUGUGUUGGUGGUAAAACAAAUAUGCCUGAGUAUGAAGUGAAAGAUAUGUGUGGAAAUUGUAAAAGAGAUCAAAUUCCAUGUCUCUGCAAUGGGAGUAAUACUGCUGAUAUUUGUGGAAUAUGUGAUGGAAAAAAUGAUUCAUGCUUUAUAUUUGUAAAAUUUGAACCAGAUGUUAUUCCUUCUAAUGUACAAGUUAAGAUAAAUGUAUUUGGUGCUUUUAUGGGUAAGAAAAAAGAUAUAUUUUGUUUGUUUAAAUCAUCAGAAACUAAUACAGAAGAGAGUACACUUGGAAAAAUUAAAGAGACUUCUGUUGUUUGUAAUACAAAGCUAUCAGCAGGAACUUAUUAUAUUGGAGUCAAUAUAAGCGAUGAAAGAGAGCCUUUAUUUGCAGAUAAUACAUUGAUUGUUUAUGAUAAGGAUAUCAUUGAAGUAACAAGCAUGUCACCAAUUAGUAUUCCUUAUAACAAUGAAGCUGAGAAAGUAACUGUGAAUUUUCAAGGAAAUUAUUUUCCAGAUAGGCCUAUAAUAUGUUUUAUUAAUGGAAAAGAUUGGCCAAAAUCGUUAAAAAAAAUAACUGGUGGAAAAUAUUGGUGUGAAAUACCUUUACCUAAAACAUCUCAAAAUGUGACUAUUGUUCCAUCAUUUAAUGGAAUUCAUGAAUUAAAUGAGCAAUUUCCCUUUAGUUUUGUUUCACCACAGCUUCAAUUUGCACAAGGAACUUCAAUGUCUGAAGAUAAAACUGCAAUAAUAAUCACUUUUGAUCGACCAGUUGAUGUAUGUGAACUUAAAACUUGCUCAGAUGUACUAACUGAGGAAACAUUGGAAAGCCUAGAUAAAAAUAUUAAAUGUGACUGGCCAACUAAACAGCAACUUGUUAUCAAAAUGUCAAGUCCCAUCCAAUAUAACAGGUUCAGAGUUUCCUUCAAACCAGAUGUGCUUAGAGAAGAUAAACAAAAAGUUGCAGAGUACAAAACAAAUGACUUGGUAAUUAGACUAUUUUUUUAA
This is a messenger RNA of Centruroides sculpturatus (bark scorpion), 1112 nucleotides long. RefSeq lists its product as uncharacterized. Lineage: Eukaryota; Metazoa; Arthropoda; Arachnida; Scorpiones; Buthidae. The coding region runs from base 84 to 1112 and encodes 342 amino acids. The transcript is spliced from 8 exons. The record is from RefSeq and is a predicted model, not a curated record.